Molecule: messenger RNA, 5486 nt
Organism: Physella acuta
Lineage: Eukaryota; Metazoa; Mollusca; Gastropoda; Physidae
Product: zinc finger protein 91
Biological process (GO): regulation of transcription by RNA polymerase II
Cellular component (GO): nucleus
Source: RefSeq, a predicted model, not a curated record
UAUGGCUGCUUUGGUUAAUGAAAGACGAAAGUUGUUAGUAAAAAUCAUUGUUAAACGUUAAUUAAUUUAAGUUACAUGAAAUUGAUUGGCUCUUCAUUUAUUAUUGAAUUAUUCGUCUUAUUUUGAGGAUGAUUGAGUAAAGUAAUAUAAGGAUUUGGACGAUCUUUUAAUCAUAUUUUGAGUCGAACUUUUGUAUCCCUGGCAGAAUGAACCCCCAGAUCACCAGUAGUACUAGAUCUAGAUCUAGUAGAUCUAGUAGCCUACAAAUAAUAUGAGCUUAGAUGCUUCAGUAUUUUUAUGAACAUUGGAUACUAUAUAUAAGUGACCAUUCACCUGCAGAAUUUGAAAAAUUACCAGCCAUACACUAUGGUUAAAAUAUCAGAAGAUUACAGAAAGACAAAAUGUGCCAUAUGUUGGCAGGAUCUGAAACCAAAAAGUCCUCUGUUACAUGGCAUGAAGUGCAUCAAGUAUGAAAUUAAGGAGAAGCUGAAGUAUCUCCUGCCCCUUCAGGAUUUUAAUACACUUUUUGAUGAGACCAUUUUCUCUGAGCCAAGGUUAUGUAACCUGUGCUUUGUCACUGUAAAGAAGAUACCUAAAACUAUUGCUCGGCUCCAAGGCCUGAUUGGUAAAAAAAUCAACAUAAAAUUGUACAAACCCCAAAGAAGUGAAUGGAAUGUUGGUGCUUGUACACAGGGUUUAAAUAAAAGGACUAAACUUAAGACAACUCAAGGCUAUAAAUUCAAAUCCUCUGAGAAGGACAAAGCUCAACAAGAUGAAAAGAUUUCACAGCUGUCACCACUUAAGCAUAAAGGAAUUGAACUUUGUUUUUCACCUGAAGGUCUGUCCCACACCUUCACUAGUGAUAAAACAAAUGAUGACAGUGAUGAUGAAGAUACAGAUGAAGAAUUUGAUGCUGGCCUUGACAAAGCAAUGGAAGAUGUUGUUCCUUCUCAUUCUAAUGGAAUAUCUGCCCAAAAUAAAGACUAUAAAAAUUUGCUGAUGUUUGAUGACAGUGAAAUUGCUGAACUAAACCUGUCAGGACUAGCCGACGCUUUUUUGGACACAGAACAAAUAAAAGUAGAAAACAAACCUGUAGCUCAUCUUGAUGUAACUGCAUCAGCUUCUAAUGACAAGAAUAAUGUAAUUCUUUCUACAAAAUCUGAUAAAGCACUAAAAUCUAAACCAAGAAGAGAGAGCAAACGAGCUGCUGCUAUAAAAGCAAAACGGAAAAAAUUCACCGCACAUGAAAGUGAAUCAGACUCCGGUCUGAACUCAGAUAUUUCUAUACAAGACAGUGAAGAUGAGUACCUGCCUACGUCAGGUAAAGUUAGAAAACUGGAGUCCACCGCUACAUCCAAUGAUGACUCCGACAACAAAAGAACACCAAAAUCUAAAACUGUUUCUCCACGUAAAACAAAGAUAAUACCUGGCAGAAGUAGAGCCAAAGGAAAGUUGUUACCCCAAGGUAAAAAAUUUAACGUUUGCAAUAAUUCAGAUGAGGAGCUGAAUUCUGAAGCAGAUAGUCAAAUUAAAGUUGAGAACAACAGCCUUCAAGUUGACAUCCCAGCUAACCUUAGUGAUGAAUCUAAAAAAAAGCUGGCUACUUUAAUCCAGAAAGCUGAGAAAUACGUGAAGAAAAACAAAAAACCUGGUCAGGACAAAUUAUUGAUCAAGUGCUGUAUCAGCAACUGUGACCAUGGAUACCCAACAUGGCAGCAUAUGGCUGUACAUUUUAAGUAUUAUCACUAUGAUGGAAUACUCAGUACAGAAGAUGAUUUUUCACAGAAAAUGGCAAUGCUUGCAAAUAAUGGUGGACUGGAUAAUGAACUAUUUUCUUUCAAGUGUACACACAAGGGCUGUAAACUGGCUUUCACCACUGAGGAAAAUUUAAAUGAGCACCAAUCAGCCCACAGCAGUGAACAUGUUUACAUGUGUGAGUUCCCAGACUGCACCAAAGCCUUCAAGUUGUCCAGGGCCCUACACACCCACCUCAGGUCUCACACAGGGGAGCGACCUUUCACCUGCGACAUACAUGGAUGUGGCAAGAGCUUCAAGGACAGCAAGGACCUGGUGAAGCACAAAUCACGUCACACAGGUGAUAAGCCUCACAGGUGUGAGUUUGAAGGCUGCACCAAAACAUUUUUCACUGCGUCAGAGAAAAACAGCCAUAAUGUGACGCACAUGAAAGCUGACAUGCUCAGCUGUGAGAUUUGUGGCAAACAAUAUGCUCAUGAGAAAGGCCUGACCAGACAUAAAAGAAGAAUUCAUGGAGUUGGUAAACCUGGCCUCCACAAAUGUCCCUACAGUGGAUGUGAAGAAUCUUUUGUGAAGAAGGAGAAGCUAGAGAUCCACAUCUGUAGCCACUCACCAGAACGCCAGCUGUUUUGUGAAAAGUGUGGCAAGAAGUUCAGCUGUCAGAGAUACUUGGAUGUACACUAUAAAAUUCACUUAAAGAAUGAAAAGCACGCUGCCAACCCGCCACAGCGCACGGUCGCGUGUGAGUACCCAGGCUGCGGCAAGCUGUUCACCACCCGGGAGAACAUGAAGAGCCACCUCUUGAACCAGCACAGGGGCAGGAAACCCAAAUCCGUGCCCGGAGUUUUCUUCUCCUGCUCUGUUGAAGGCUGUGGGAAACAGUUCUCCUUCAGGUCGACCCUCUACAGGCACAACAAGCUGGUGCACAAGGGCGGGGAUUACAAACUGGGGAAGGAGUUUGUCAAGCACCCCUGCAAGUACGACGGUUGUUUUAAGGAGUUCAACCGUAAGAACCUUCUGGAGGAGCAUAUGGUGAUGGAGCACGGGAAAACCCCCAAGAGGUUGUUGCCCCUGCAGAACAAGGAGCUGGACUUCAUUGAGCGCAUCUGUGUGCACUGUGGCAUGGUGCUGACCGUGGCCCAGCUACCCCGUCAUGUGGAGGUUUACCACAGUGAGAGGGCUCUCAGGGAGAUGAAGGAGACAUCACCAUACCCAUGCCAUCUGAAAGGCUGUGAUUAUUUAUUUAAUGCGCUGGAGGACAGGAAAUUUCAUGUACAACAACACAUUGACAACCCACCGUACAGGUGUCAGGUUGGGGACUGCUGUGAGACAUUUUACCUGGAGAAAAAUUUAGACAACCACCUGUGGAACCACAACAGGAAACAGUCUACCUGUGAUUUUGAAGGCUGCUACAAGGUUUUUGACGACCAGCUCCUUUUGGCCAAACACAGCCGGGUUCACUAUGACCCUAAGAUGAAAUGUCCGUGGCCAAAUUGUGAUAACUGGCUGACAGAAACUGGCCAAUUGAAGCCUCAUUUUAUCGCACACAGCCGAUCUCUGAGGGCCAAUCUAGACUGUGACUUUGUGUGUGAGAUCUGUGAGCUGGCCUUCAACAGCAAGUGGGGGUUGAUGAUCCACAAGAGGCUGCAUGGAGAUGAUGCUGCAGCCAAACCUUCACUUGCAAGAUUGGCCAGAUUUUCUUGUGAAGAACCAGGCUGCCAGGGGACAUUUUCCGACCAAAAAGGUUUCUUUGACCAUUUCCUCUACCACUAUACCAACAUCCAUGUGAUGUGUGAUUACAUGGGCUGCCAGCAGACUUUCCACAAUAUGAUAACAAUGUCAAGACACACUAAAUGUCAUUAUGAUGGGAAAUUUAAAUGCCCUUGGCAAGGCUGUGGAAAAUACCUUGCCUCGGUUUUCAUCGUCAAACAACAUCUGUACCGCCACAUCAUGUCUGAGCCGUCCAUCUCCAUCAAUCGUGAAUACCAUUGCAAUCAGUGCUUCAUGGUCUUCAGGCUGCAGGAAAAUCUGGCCAGCCACCAGGAAGACCACAAUGAGAAGUCAGACUAUGUAUGCCCCACGUGUGGUAAAAAAGGUCGCCACAACCAUCUAACAGCUCAGAAACUCGGCAAGCCACGCAAGUCGCAGGUGUGCCAGCAAUGUGGUGCACGUUACUCCACCAUGAAUGGUCUCAAAUUUCACCAGUUACAGAAGCAUAAAAUUGGCAAAUGGCCCUUCAAAUGUGACUACUGUGGUAAAGGAUUUGUGAGCAGCAGAGAAAUGCAGAGACACACCCCCUCCCACACCAAGGAGAAACCAUUUGUCUGUGAAAUCUGUACUGUCAGUUUUGCCUCACAUACUGGUCAUAGAGCUCAUAUGAGAAAACAUUCAGGACAAAAGUAUGUCUGCGAUGUGGAAGGCUGUGGCAAGGUUUACACCACCCCCAUUUCUCUCCGAGGACACAAAGCCCAGCAUGAGGGCUUCAGCAAGAUGUGCCAGUUCUGUGGUAAAACCUACAAGAAUCCGUACGGCCAUAAAUGUAAGGCUAGCAGAGACAUUAGGAAAACAAAGCAGGUCAUCAACCAGCAGAUGGGACAGCCUGUCACACUCCCUGUCACUGUGUUACCUCAGACAGUACAGCCACACCUCCAGACCCCCCAGCCACAGAUCAUCCAAGUCCAGACCCCCUCCACAUUCCAGCACACGGUCAUCAUCCCCCAGCAACUUGUGCCCCAGAACAUGGACAUGCAGCAGGGCCAGCGCAACAUCAUGACCUCCAGCACGCUGACCCACCAGGAGGUCAUCCAGCACAACCUGAGCCAGGUGAUCCCCCAGGGUCUGCAGCAGCCAGGCCUGCACCACACGCUGGCCAACCAGAACCUGAUGCAGGACAGGAACCAGCAGAUGGCGAUGGACAUGGCACGGGUCAACACCAUGGAUGAUACUGGAAAUUAUCCGUUCAAUAAUUAUGUUGUGUUUUGGGAUAGUCAAAAUUUGUAAGGAGAUUAUCCAGGACAGUCAAAAUGUAUAAGAUUAUUUGGGAUAGUCAAAAUUUGUAAGGAGAUUAUCUGGGAUAGUCAAAAUUUAUAAGGAGAUUAGCAGGGACAAUCAAAAUUCGUAAGAUUAUCCAGGAGUCAAAAUUUGUAAGGAGAUUAGCAGGGGCAGUCAAAAUUUGUAAGGAGAUUAUCUGGGAAUAGUCAAAAUUUGUAAGAUUAUCCGCGAUAGUCAAAAUUUGUAAAGAGAUUAUCUGGGACAGUCAAAAUUUGUAAGGAGAUUAUCUGGGAUAGUCAAAAUUUGUAAGGAGAUUAUCUGGGAUAGUCAAAAUUUGUAAGAUUAUCCGUGAUAGUCAAAAUUUGUAAAGAGAUUAUCUGGGACAGUCAAAAUUUGUAAGGAGAUUAUCUGGGAUAGUCAAAAUUUGUAAGGAGAUUAUCUGCAAUAGUCAAAAUUUGUAAGAUUAUCAGCGAUAGUCAAAAUUUGUAAAGAGAUUAUCUGGGACAGUCAAAAUUUGUAAGGAGAUUAUCUGGGAUAGUCAAAAUUUGUAAGAUUAUCCGUGAUAGUCAAAAUUUGUAAAGAGAUUAUCUGGGAUAGUCAAAAUUUGUAAGGAGAUUAUCUGCAAUAGUCAAAAUUUGUAAGAUUAUCAGCGAUAGUCAAAAUUUAUAAGAUUAUUUGGGACAGUCAAAAUUUGUGAUGUUUUUUUAUAUUGAUAUUUUGUAAUUGAAUGUUAAUUAUAC